This is a messenger RNA of Phragmites australis (common reed), 1005 nucleotides long. RefSeq lists its product as uncharacterized. NCBI's taxonomy places the organism in Eukaryota, Viridiplantae, Streptophyta, Magnoliopsida, Poales, Poaceae. The coding region runs from base 308 to 547 and encodes 79 amino acids. The record is from RefSeq and is a predicted model, not a curated record. The transcript has a single exon.
UUCUUGCACCCUUGUUCAAGAAAUGAAACAGGUCGGGCAAGGCAAGCCAACGUAGCUGCCGCGACUAUAUAAGCGACGGGUCGUGCUGCCAUCAGACUCACUCAUCACUUCGCCGGCGAGAGCAGCGACGACGGCUUGCCAAUAAUCAGCAGCUGGAGAUACAAAUUAGCAGCAGAAACCAAUACAUGACAAGCUAGCUUAGCUAUCAGUCAGUGGCUCGGCGGUGCCAUUUGCUUGAUUGGAAGCUAGGCCCGAUCAUCGCCCUGUGUGUUUGAGCGAGCUGAGCUAGCUAUAGCCACGCCAGUAGAUGGGGUGCUUGCUGCGGCGGCUGAUCCCGUUUCUGAUGGGCACGGCGGUGGGCGCGUACGUGGCGCAGAACUACAAGGUCCCCAACCUCCGCAGCCUCGCCGACCGCGGCCUCCAGGACGCCAGGCGCUACGAGGAGGCCUACCGCAGGAAGCAGCCCUCUGCCGCCGCCGACGCUGGCGCUGGGACCAGCAGCAGGAAGAAGACCGUGCUGCUGGACAUAGACGACGACGAAGAGUAGCUGCCUACUAGACCUGAGCAUGGGCCGGGCCUAAGAAAAGCCGGAUUGCUUUGGGCCUAAAACGGUUGCCCAGGCCCAGCCCAGAAAUCCCAUCGGACAGAAAAAUGGGCCAUGAUCGGGUCGGGCCGGGCUGCCCAUGUUUUUUACAUGAGGAAAUAAUUUAUUUUAAUGUUUUGGGUUGCACGCUUAGGCCGAGCCUGAUUUUUUCGGGUCAGAAACUUGCUGCCCAAGCCUGCCCAUUACAGCCAACAAGCUUAUUUGGGCGGGCAAAAAUUGGUCUGGGCUCGGGCUUUUUUGGGCCAGGCUUUUUAUGCUCAGGUCUACUGCCUACAUGCAUGAUUACAGUUAAGCACCCGUCAGUGUGUGACAGUGCAUCGUUCCAGUGUUGUGCUAGUGUUGUGGACUUCUGUUAUGAACUAUUGGAAAUGUUUGUGUUCAACGUGAAUUUGAGAAUUUCU